UAUGAACCAGAGUGUGUCCACAAAAAAACGUUAAGAAAUAUACAAGCCUUAUGCAUUACAUCAUUGCAGAGAAAUAGAAAUAGCAUCACACCCAUGCACAAAUCGCCUGCUACAGACAUACACAUAAUAUGUAGCUAGUUGUCUGGUUUUUUAUCAUAAUAAUAAUAGUCUUCAUAACAAUUGGUACAUAGGUUCUCCAACUCUGGUUUGGCAUAGAAGGAACAGCCAGCUGUCUUGCAUAGUACUCUCACGGCUGGUGCAGUAGUCUCAUCAGCAGAUCUAGGUACCCCGGCCUGAAGUCCAAUGGCGCCCCAU
This is a messenger RNA of Geodia barretti, 315 nucleotides long. NCBI's taxonomy places the organism in Eukaryota, Metazoa, Porifera, Demospongiae, Tetractinellida, Geodiidae. The record is from the annotation of a GenBank genome assembly.